Folsomia candida is the source of this 4857-nucleotide messenger RNA. RefSeq lists its product as uncharacterized. The record is from RefSeq and is a predicted model, not a curated record. Gene Ontology annotation, molecular function: nucleic acid binding. Lineage: Eukaryota; Metazoa; Arthropoda; Collembola; Entomobryomorpha; Isotomidae. Gene Ontology annotation, biological process: DNA integration. The transcript is spliced from 4 exons. Bases 1 to 4857 code for a protein of 1618 amino acids.
AUGGAUCGCCCCAGAAGAGCAAGAGGACCAUUGCGACGCGUAUUCACGACGUUAGUGAAUGAAAUGAAGGAGGAGUUGGCCAAGGAAGACCCUGAUGAAGAGGUCCUUGAGGUCCAACUUAACCGUCUGGAAGGUUAUGCUGAAAAGAUGACGCAUUUUGACAAUGUGACUAUGGAUGCAUUAUUGGAUUCAAAUGCGACAGAAGAAGAAUUAAAUGAAGAGACAUUAUCAUGUGAGGAAUACAAUAAGAAGCUGGUGACUAUGAGGUACGCAUUACGUAGAUUUCUAUCGAAGAAAGACCGGUCAGCCAGCCCUUCUUCAGCCAAUGUUCGGAGUCUGGAGUCUACAUCCACCAGGGAUAAGAAGACGUAUCGACUGCCGAAGUUGGAGCUGAAAAAAUUUGGAGGUGAUCUCAUCGAGUGGUUGUCUUGGUGGUCACAAUUUGAGAAGAUCCACCUUGAUGAGGAUUUGGAGACUUCGGACAAGUUUCAAUACCUCGCCCAGAGCAUGAUGGUGGGAUCCAGAGCUAAGGAGCUGAUUGACAGUUAUCCAAUGACUGCUGCCAAUUACCACAAAGCGGUGCAAGCGUUGAAAGAAAGAUUCGGACGGGAUCAUCUACUGGUGGAGGUGUAUGUACGGGAACUACUGAAGAUGGUGAUCUCUAAUGUCUGCAGCAAGGACAAAUGCGACAUCAUGAAGAUGUAUGACAAGUUGGAGUCACAUCUUCGAGCUUUGGAUUCGCUUGGAGUGACCACCGACAAGUGUGCUGCCAUGCUGUUUCCAAUUGUGGAGUCGAGUCUACCCGAAGAAUUACUACGUGUAUGGCAGAGAAGCGAAAUUCCGAGCAGAGCUGAUGCUGGAACCACUUCACUCACAUCUCUCAUGGAGUUCCUACGACAGGAAGUGCGCAAUGAGGAGAGGAUUUCGUUGGCACGUUCCGGAUUUGGCAUGACCAAGGACAAGAAGAUACGAUCAAGAGAAGAUGGUGGUGGUGACAAUUAUGCAACUUCUGCAGGACUCUUUUCUGGACAAAAGACAGAAUGUGCAUUUUGCAAAAAGCCCCAUCCCACACAAGACUGUUUCCGAGCGAAGACGUUGUCCUACGAUGUCAAGAGACAAAAGUUGCAGGAAAUGAAAUGCUGUUUUUCUUGUCUGAAAGUUGGACAUAAUGCAAAUAAGUGUCGAAAUCCAAUGAGAUGUCAAGUCUGUCAAGAAAAACACCCAACAGUGAUGUGUCCUGGACUAUCCAUCCCAAGGACAAGACCGGAAAGCUUGUUCGAGUCAUUUGGAAGGGAACGAGUUGUCCGGCUGAUUUACGACAGUGGAAAUCAACAAAGUUUUGUGCGGCGUGACACUAUGAAGAGCUUAGGAGUCAACAAGAUUGGGGAAGAAUGGGUCAACAACUGCUUAUUUGGAGGAAUGGUGACAGGACCAAUUAAACACAAUAAAUACCGCAUUCAGAUAGAAAGUUUAAAUGGUCAUCAUCGAGAAUCACUGGAGGUGUUGGAUCGCGAUGAUAUCUGUGGUCUCAUCGCACGCGUUCCGAGUGGACCAUGGAUCAAAGAGUUAGCAAAUCAAGGCGUACAUUUGACUGAUUUCACUUCCGACAGUCCAGAAAUUGAGAUCCUGAUAGGCAGCGACUACUAUGGAAAAUUGAUGACCGGAAGAGUGGUACAGUUGAAGAGCGGACUCACUGCGUUCCAGUCUACAUUUGGAUGGUCAUUGGGAGGAAAGGUACCAAAAGAUAACAUUGGUAUGACGGUUACCUCACUGUUUUUGGCGUCAAUGGAUGAGUCGAAGCUGUGGGAUCUUGAUGUCAUCGGAAUUACUGACCCCGCUGAACAUCUCAACAAGGAGGAUCGAGACAAGGAAGUGAAGGAGCAUUUUUUGCAGUCAGUUUGUCGUGAAGACGGGCGUUACUGUGUAUCUCUUCCGUGGAUGGAUGGACGUCCAAAUAUACCGUGCAAUAAAAAUAUUGCAGAAAGAAGACUUGUUUCUGCGACUGAGAAGAUUAUUCAGUCCGGAUACUACGACAAGUACGACGAGGUGUUUGAGUCGUGGCGGAAAGAAGGCAUUAUUGAAGAAAUUGAAGAUGAUGACGAAGUCUUCUCACACUACUUGCCACACCGUGCAGUGAUCAAACCAGAAAGCAUUACAACACCAAUUCGUCCCGUAUUUGAUGCGAGUUGCAAGACGAGACGUACACCAUCGCUCAACGAGAGUUUAGAAAAAGGUCCGAAUUUGUUGGAGCAGAUUCCGGACAUGCUGUUACGGUUUCGACGUGGACAAAUUGGAGUGACGUCGGACAUCCGAAAAGCAUUUCUUCAAAUCAAAGUGACACCGGAAGAUACAAACUACCUUCGUUUUCUAUGGUGGGAGGACUGGAGUAAAAAGAAACUGAAAAUCUUUCGUCAUCUUCGUGUCGUUUUCGGGGUAAACUGCAGUCCGUACCUUCUGGGAGCUGUGAUCGAACAUCACUUGAAGUCCGUAAAAACAGUGGAGAAAGACGUGGCUGAACAAUUGUGGAAAUCCCCGUACGUGGACAACUGUGUCAGUACCGUUUCUUCUGAGAGUGAGUUGGAGCACUUCAAGUCUGCUGCUACAAAAAUUAUGGAGGACGCCAAGAUGGAUUUACGUAUGUGGGAGUGGAGUCAUCAGGACAACUCUAUCACUUCAGUAUUGGGGAUGAAGUGGAACAAGGCAGAUGACACUUUAGGAUAUCAAGUGGAAGAAUGUGCACAACAACAAUUUACAAAAAGAGAAGUCUUGUCGUGUGCACAGAAAUUUAUUGACCCAUUAGGAUAUCUGUGUCCCGCGCUAAUCGUCCCAAAAAUUAUUCUGCAAGAAGCGUGGAGGAACAAAAUUUCUUGGGAUGAAAAUUUAGAUGAAAAUCUAAUUACCAAAUUUACUGUGUGGAUUAGUGAGGUGCCCUCAUUUCAAGAAAUAUGGAUAAAAAGAAACGCUUUUGGAGACGGAAGAGGAACUAUGCAAAUACAUACGUUUGUGGAUGCCAGCAAGUCGUCGUAUGCUGCUGCUGUAUUUUUAAGAGUGGAUAAUGAUGGAGAAGUCGACCUUCAUCUUCUUCAAGCACGCGUGCACCAUCGGAGCAAGAUUGACAAAGGUGGUGAAGAAAGUCUUACAGCACUAGCAUGGAUAAGGAGAGAUGACAUCUGGGGAAAGUUUGUGGGAAAUCGUGUACGCGAGAUCUUGACCCUGAGCAAGGAAGAAGAGUGGCGUCACAUCCCGGGGACACUCAACCCAGCCGAUCUGCCUUCUCGUGGAUGCAGUCCUGCCCAGUUACGAGAUUCGCGAUGGUGGGAGGGUCCACACUGGUUGAAACUGGAUGAGGAAUCUUGGCCAAUUGAAAAAUUCACCACCAAUGAAGAAGAGGUCAUGUCCGAGAAGCUGAAGAGCGUGACCGUAAACCUGUUGACUUCGUGUGCAGAUGUCCCGUGGUAUUGCAAGAAAUUUUCGUCAUUCAACAAAAUUGUCAACCUCGUGGCGUGGAUCUUGAGAUUUGUGGAGAAGACGAGGAAACGAAGUAAUUCAAAUGGACCACUCACUGUAGCUGAAUUAGAACAUUCAGAAAAGAAAUUGUUAAGUCUUGUACAAAGUGAAAGUUUCAAGCGUGGCGAGAAAACAAUCGCGAAUCUACGUGUCGUUUGGGAUACUGAUGACGGAAUAGCAAGAGUUCAAACUAAAUUACUCAUGAGAACAGACAUGGUCAAUUUCAAGACACCAAUAUUAUUGCCUGAAAAACACCCAUUAGUUCGACUACUGAUUCGCUACAUUCAUUUGGAGAGCGGUCAUGGAGGUACUCAGUACGUCAUGGGUCGGCUUCGCGAAAAAUAUUGGAUCAUUCGAGGGCGGAAAGCUGUUCGUCAAGUGAUUACCGGUUGUGUAAGGUGCAGAAGAUUUAGUGCACAACACGUAAAAACUCCUGAAGCCCCGUUACCAGAAGACCGAGUUCGGACAUCUGUGGCGUUUGAAGUUGUUGGGGUGGACUUGGCGGGACCACUAUUUCUCAAAGGAGGGACUAAGAUUUGGACCGUACUCUUCACUUGUGCUGUAUAUCGUUGCGUGCAUCUGGAGCUGGUGAAAUCUUUGAGUACCGAGGCUUUCCUCAUGGCAUUUCAUCGUUUUAUUGACCGAAGAGGAACCCCAGCAGUGGUGUCCAGUGAUAAUGGGCGCAAUUUCGUGGGCGCCGUCAACCUGUUUUCAUCCAUAAAUUGGGAUGAAAUUGAAGAAAAAAGUCGAGAAAAACGAAUUGUAUGGAAAUUCAAUCCUCCGACAGCUGCUUGGUGGGGAGGCUGGUGGGAGAAGUUAAUUGGAUUGAUGAAAGGACUGUUGAAAAGGAUGUUGGGACAAGCACGAGUUAACCAUGAAGAACUGAUGACCUGCAUCAUACAAGUAGAGAACGUGCUAAACAAUCGUCCUUUGACAGUGGUGACCGAAGACCCACAGGAUCUCAAAGCAUUAACCCCUUCAAUGUUUUUACUCGAAAACAAGAAUGGUGUUUCACCAGAGAUGGAACAAGUCAGCAUGGAAGGACUCAACAAGCGGUUGAAGUUUUUAAGAAAAAUACGAGAAGAAUUACGAUCUCGAUUCAGGAAAGAAUAUUUGGCCCUUCUAGUCCAACCAGGGUCCGAGAAGACGUCGGAUUUGAAAAUUGGAGACGUUGUUUUGGUAGGAUCAGAUGGCGUCAAGCGUCAAGAUUGGCCCAUGGCAAAAGUGGUGGACCUCAUCCCUGGAAGAGAUGGAUAUUCACGGACUGCAAGAGUGAAGACGUCGUAUGGUGAAUUGUUGAGACCUGUUCAACGUCUGUACCCUAUGGAGAUAAUUUUAAUUGCAAAAUAA